Molecule: messenger RNA, 984 nt
Organism: Trichoderma breve
Lineage: Eukaryota; Fungi; Ascomycota; Sordariomycetes; Hypocreales; Hypocreaceae
Product: short chain dehydrogenase domain-containing protein
Exons: 4
Coding region: 1-984 (327 amino acids)
Source: RefSeq, a predicted model, not a curated record
AUGGUUCGCGAAUACAACACCGACACCACGGCCGACGAUCUGCUCAAGGAUCUUUCGGGGGAGAUCAAGGGCAAGGUCAUUCUCAUCACUGGUGUCAGUCAAGGGACUCUGGGCGGCGUCUUUGUCGAGUACGUCGCAAAGGCUGCUCCCGCCAGACUCAUCCUCGCCGGUCGUAGCUUGGCCAAGGUCCAAACAACUGCCGAUGCCCUCAAAGCGUCUCAUCCCGCCAUCGAUAUCCGCACGCUUCAGAUUGAUCUGUCGUCACUUGCCGCGGUACGUGAGGCUGCUGCUACCGUCAACUCUUGGAAGGGCGUCCCUCAUAUUGAUGUCCUCGUGAACAACGCCGGUAUCAUGGCUGUCCCUUACGCAACGACUGUCGAUGGUUUUGAGCUGCAGCUUGGAAACAAUCACUUGGGCCCAUUUAUCUUUACCAACCUCAUCAUGAACAAGAUUCUCGCCUCUAAAACUCCUCGUGUCGUCAACAUUGCCAGUACCGGUCAUAGACUUCACCCGAUCCGAUGGUUUGACUACAACUUCCGAGACGGCGAGACGUACAACUGCUGGCAUGCGUACGGACAGUCCAAGACUGCCAACAUGCUGAUGGCUAUUUCGCUGGCUGAAAAGUUGGGAUCCCGUGGCCUGACUGCGUUCAGUCUUCAUCCUGGCACCGUCAAAACUAAGCUUAGUGCUCACAUUGACUUUUCCGUCGAAUGGCCAGAAAUGGUUGCGGCCGAUCGAAUGCUUGGAAACUCUGAAGGAUGGAGGGACGACUUCAAGUUUAAGACGCUUGAGAGGGGCGUUGCUACUCACAUCUACGCGGCAUUUGAGCCCAGCCUGAAAGAGCACAACGGUGUAUACUUGGAAGACGCUCACAUCGCCGACCCUUAUGUACAAACUGUCAAGCCUUGGGGUACAAGCAAGGUGGAGGCUGACCGUCUGUGGAAGUUGAGUGAGAAGCUUGUUGGACAGGAGUUUUCUUACUAG